Dama dama (fallow deer) is the source of this 5326-nucleotide messenger RNA. RefSeq lists its product as uncharacterized. The coding region runs from base 1076 to 1978 and encodes 300 amino acids. The transcript has 2 exons. The record is from RefSeq and is a predicted model, not a curated record. NCBI's taxonomy places the organism in Eukaryota, Metazoa, Chordata, Mammalia, Artiodactyla, Cervidae.
UGGCGCAGAGACAAAAAGGUAACAAAGUCAGAUUACAGACUAAAAAUCAAGAUGCCACAUAGCUAUUCAGAAUCUCUGCAUAAUUAAAAUACAGAUUUCACUGGAAUAUCUGAAUGAUGAACUGUGUUAUCUACUUUUCUUUCAGAACAGUACUAACAAGACUUGCUAAAUCUAGGUGGUGUUUUGACUUGUCGCCUUAUUUUUAAAGUUACUGAAGCGGGAACCAGCAAGGCUCUUGGCAACCAUUCACGGUAAAAAUGUCCUUCUCGGGGAGUCAUAAAAAGCAACUGAGGGAGGAUCUGGACUUCUAAUUAUACUGCGACUUGGGAGGGAAGGUCUUCUGAAAUCACACUUGCCUGCCCCACCUUCCAAAGAUGAGCUCAUCUCACAAACACAGAAGUGGGUUGUAAAUAGACAUGAACAGUAACAACUUCAGAAAUUCAUCAACAACUUAUAAAUGCCCGUCAGAUGUACCCACUAAAGCACACUUCACUUUUGCAGGUGGGAAUGAGAAGAGUCUUGUUAACUUAUUUCUAAUGAAACAGAAAACCUCAAAAUUCUGUGUGAUGAUGAUCCCACUUAAAACAUCAGUUACUUCCUCCCACAAUCUUGCAAAUGAAUACAUAGGUAGUAUCUCAUUCAUAAGAGAAACGAGUUUCAGUAGGUGUAACAGACGCCACAGGUAAAUAUUAAUCUGAAGUCUAAACCUGUCAGGCUCCCCCGCACUGACCGGGCUGCAGAGAGACGUUAUUUUAAGAAGUGUGAUAAACUUGUUUAAACACUGUAGGAGAUUGAGAAACAGGUCCAUGAGGAGGAGGCAGGGGUACGGUCACCACCGGCAGUCAGAGAUCCACAGACAUCACCAGACAUCACUUGUGAUUACGGCCACGGUUACAGUUUAGAGUGUUACAUUACGCAGUGUGGACUCUCAAGCCAGGGUUUUCUGUUUUUACACGAAUAUCCCUGAGACAUCAGUGUAGUAUACCACAUGGCACACUCAGUUCUCCUCUGACUCUCGUGUUUGAUAUCACAGGGAACAACUUGAGCAUAACUCGACUUUCACAUUUGUUUAGGCAUGAUUUCACAGUGCAACAGCAGAAGGCUGCACGGGGCGGAACCCAGCUGCCCAAGGUUGCGGAGAACGCACCAAGCCACACCUCAAACACCUGCCAGCGACCGCAGCUCCCCGCAAGGGUGCCAAGCCCCGGUCCUCCACACCGGCUGUCCCGACUUUGCUUCUGAUUUCAGAUUACCCGCCCUGCCAUCACCUCACAGUGACUCACAAGCCGUGACCCUUCCAGGGCCUCACUCAGUCCACAGGAAACAUCAGGGUUUGCUCAAGAGUACAUCAUGUGAAAUGCCAGGCUGGAUGAAGCAUAUGGUGGAAUCAAGAUUGCUGGGAGAAAUAUCAAUAACCUCAGAUAUGCAGAUGACACCCACUCUUAUGGCAGAAAGUGAAGAAGAAUUAAAGGGCCUCUUGAUGAAGGUGAAAGAGGACAGUGAAAAAGAUGGCUUAAAAUUCAACAUUCAAAAAAUGAAGAUCAUGGCAUCCAGUUCAAUCUCUUCAUGGCAGAGAGAUGGGGAAACAAUGGAAACAGUGAGAGGGUUUAUUAUCUUGGGCUCCAAAAUCACUGUAGAUGGUGACUGCAGCCAUGAAAUUAAAAGACGCUUGCUCCUUGAAAGAAAAGCUACGACAAAACUAGACAAUGUAUUAAAAAGCAGAGACAUUACUUUGCCAAAGGUCCAUAUGGUCACAAUGAUGGUUUUUCCAGUAGGCAUGUAUAGAUGUGAGAGUUGGAACAUAAAGAAAGCUGAGCGCCGAAGAAUUGAUACUUCUGAACCGUGGUGUUGGAGAAGACUCCUGAGAGUCCCUUGGACUGCAAGGAGAUCAAACCAGUUCAUCCUAAAGGAAACCAACCCUGAAUAUUCAUUGGAAGGACUGAUGCUGAAGCUCCAAUACUUUGGCCACCUGAUAUGAAAAGCUGACUCGUUAGAAAAGACCCUGAUGCUGGGAAAGAUUGAGGGCAGGAAGAGAAGGGGACGACAGAGGAUGAGGUGGUUGAUAGCAUCAAUGGACAUGAGUUUGAGCAAGCUCUGGGAGAUGGUGAAGGACAGGUAAGUCCGUCGUGCUGCAGCCAUGGGGUCACAGAGAGUCAGACAGGACUGAGUGACUGAACAACAACCAAAACAGUACCUCUCAUACAGCCUUCUCUUGCCUCAGCUCUCUCCAUUCCCGUAACUUUCCUACACCGUGCUUAUUACCCUGAUACACGAUGCAUCCACCUGUUCAUGGCCACCUCCUCCCGUGAGAAUGCAUGGUCCCAUGCCUACUGUUUGAGAGAUGGGCAGCGCACAGUCUGCACUCACUACAUUUUUGUCAAAUAAGUGAUUUGGUUAUUAGGGAGAAACAAAAAGAACUGCUGGUCUGCUUUCCUAGUGACUGCAACUACAUUUCCAGUGACCAAGAUUUUCAAUGGCCAUCUUUAGAGAUGCUGUGGAAGGAAUUCUGUAAAUUAAAAGGUGAGUCUACAUGAGGAUUUUCUACACUGCACAUCAAAGCCAGCAGAGUAUGCAGUAAACAAUAAUAAAAAACCAAAUAAACCUAACUGUUUACACCUGAGUGGCAAAGGCUUUCUGUAAAGCACCAGAAUAAGCAACUUUCACUCUGCAAGCCUCAGAACCUCAGUCACCAUUACUCAACUCUGCUGCUGCAGGACGUUAAGAGCCAGAAACAAUACAUCCGUGAAUAAGCACAGCUAUGUGCCAAUAAAACUUUAUCGAUAAACACUGAACUAUGUAUAACUUUCACACGUCACAAAAUAUUGCUAUUCUUUUAAUUUUUAUUCAAACACUUAAAAAUGUGAAAACCAUUCUAGAGUUGUGAACCAUAUAAAAACAGGCUGUGGACCAAGAUUUGACCUCUAUGCUAUAAGUUUUCCAAUUUACAUCCUUUCUAAGGGUGGUUUUUGUUUUGUUUUUUCUACAAAUGAAAUACAUUCUGGCCCAUGAAUCUCUUGGAUAUACAGUCUACAAUUAAUUAAGCAUGGAAUAGCUUUUGCUAAAGAGUAAUAAGCUGGAUAAACAGUUUAUUUGGGUGAAUAAACAUUACUAAUGCACCUUUUCAGGGCUGUCUUUCUACACAGAUUUUGGUCAUGUUCAAAUGUCUGUCACCAUCUUUUCCCUUAUCUAAGUAUUUUCAUUUUUCAGCCUGUUUAAGAAAUUUCAAUCUGCUCUUUCUUCCUUUACAGAGAGGGGAACUGUAACAAAAUCUUAGGACAGAGGGGAGAGUGGCUUCCCAAGGAUUUGGGAAGGUGGAUUCCAGUGCAGUGUUUCCUGAUUAAGUGUACAAUGUGUUGCUCAGACUUUGCUUCCAAGUACUCUCAGACACACUCUGUUGUGUGGGCCCUGGAAUGAGGACUACUUAGACUGCAGGCGCUACUAGCACUCGGGGUCACCUGUCCCCAUGAACCAUAAAAAUUUGCUGAAAAUGCCAGGCUGGCAGUAACAUAGCCAAAACAUGUUAUUUCAUAACUUAAAGCAGAAGAUUUUCAAUUCCUCUCAUUUAUAACGGUAGCCUCAUCUCUCUUCCAGAACAGCAAUAUAUGAAAAUACGGAAUCUGAAGAAGCACUCUUCAUGAUAUGACUCAGAAAAGUCGGCCAACAUAGGGAAGAGGGAUAUUAACAUUAAACACGCCUACUGGACCGUGGACACACUCUAGGGGAUAGGAACACUUCACAAUAGCCCUUCGGAUGCUCUCAACAUCCUGAUGUUGGGCGUCCUGGAAACCCAAUCAAGAAAGAAUUCAAGAGGAAAGUUACCCCCAACUGUGUUCUCUAAGCAUAGGAGACAAGGAACAAAACCCCAAUUUAUUUUAACCUAACUGAUUACAUACUCCACUUGCCCUACUCAUCGUGCAAGGAGAUCUAUUGGAAUGUGGGGUGAAAAUUUUUUCAGUUUUCUGCAAUGCCUCUGGUGCUCUUGCUUCUCAAAUUUCCAAGUAAAUCAAAUUCAAAUAAUCAGGCCAAAGGAAGCCAGUGGUUUUCCAACUCCUACUGUAAGCAACACAGCCUACAGACUGACUGUGAAAACCACGGAUUAAAUUAAGCUUCACUUGAAUUUCAAGAUGCCAGAGACGGUCUCCUGAGAAAGAGGACUUGGCUUGUAACCCCGGUGUCUCACACGCAUGGUCCAAUUCACAGCAAAGACGGCCGUCCACAAAGCCUCUCCGUCUUCCCAGACCUCUCCUCCAUUCUGCAAAGCUUGGAAUACACACAUCAAUGGAAGCUGAGACAUCAAAUCACGGAAAGUUUUAAGAUAAGCGCCUCCGCCUCAUCUCAUGCUCUUCAUUGAGUUUCUGAGGGAAAUGGAAAUGCAGAUGAGGCAGGCAGCUUCCAGCAAAAAUAAUCAGAAGUGAAUAAGUACACCAAGGAAUCACCACUGAAGCUGCCUGGCAAUCCCAUGGGCACUUAGAUGACACGUUCUGUUGGGGAAUAACCAGGGCCCCAGGGAGUCACCCUCUUCCAUACAUCCAGACUGGGAUGCUGAAACCAGGUGAUGGAUGAAGUGGCGAUGAGGACACCUCCCUGAACAAGCCUGGCUUCUGCCUGUAUUCGUUUGCUAGGGCUGCCCUAACCAACCAACACAGAUGGCACAGUUUACACGACAGAGAUCUCUAAGCCCUACAUCAAGGUGUCACCAUCAAGGUGUUGACAAAGCUGUUCUGUUCUAAGGCCUCUCUCCUCGGCUUGGAGACGCUGCCUUCCUGCUGCUUCCUGCCCUGGUCUUCUCACUACACGUGUCUGUGUCCAGAUUCCCUUGUCCUGUAAGAAACCAGUCAUAACGAAUUAAAGUCCACCUCCAUGACCUCAUGUUAACUGCUUCUCUGAAGACCCGAUCUGCAAACAUACAGUCACAUUAGGCCUUCCACACAGGGAUCUUGGGGGGACACAAGUCAGCCUCUUGCCCUGCUGGAAUCACUGCUAUGGCAGGGCUCUGUUUCCAUUCAUUCUGACCAGUGCCGGACGCUUGACAACGAACUGGUAACUCAGCUCUCACUAUUCUGAAAAUUAACUAUCUUUUUUCAUAAUGAAAGGAUAUUACAUUCAACAAUGUCCCAACACCACUCUAAUUUUGGUAACAACAACAACAAAAAAAACACAGCAUGUAAUUUUCACUGCCUUUAUAAAAUACUUUGUCACAUACCAAAUACAAUUAUAAAGAAAAGUCAUUGGCAAUGGGGCACAAUGACUUGUGUCCACUAAGCCUCAGCUGCUUUCUUUUUUUUUUAAAGCAAUUUGCACUGCAACAAAGAUCACCACAAGAAAA